Molecule: messenger RNA, 4170 nt
Organism: Ornithodoros turicata
Lineage: Eukaryota; Metazoa; Arthropoda; Arachnida; Ixodida; Argasidae
Gene: E(Pc)
Product: enhancer of polycomb homolog 1-like
Exons: 15
Coding region: 278-2422 (714 amino acids)
Biological process (GO): regulation of transcription by RNA polymerase II
Cellular component (GO): piccolo histone acetyltransferase complex; NuA4 histone acetyltransferase complex
Source: RefSeq, a predicted model, not a curated record
GUAUCGUCAACUUCGUGAAGGUUGAUGGGAUUGCAUGGCUGUCGUCCGCCAUGAUGGUCUUCGAAAAUUUUCUUCUGUACCUUCGAGUAAACGUGCUAUUAUGCUCUCUUCAUGGAGGUGAGACACCCAACUUCACCAUGGAAUAAACCUAGAAGCUUCAUUCUUUGGAACUGAACCAUAAAAACCCGUCUAGACGGGUUUUUUGGACUGUUAUUGGCCUUGCAAUCAUCUGGCCUCGUGGUUCUCUCGUACGAGGACUAAGGGCCACUCGGCAAAGAUGAGCAAGCUAUCGUUUCGGGCUCGGGCGCUGGACGCCUCGAAGCCCAUGCCUAUAUACCGGUCGGAAGAAAUACCAGAUCUUCCGGAUUUUGCUGCGAUUAACAGAGCCGUUCCACAAAUGCCAACAGGAAUGGAAAAAGAAGAAGAAUGCGAACACCACCUGCAGCGUGCCAUAUCUGCACAACAAGCCUUUGGCCAUACGGGAGAACUGGUGAUUCCUACGCCGGAAGUGUUCACCAUUGAAGAUGAGCUCUUCGACGAACUUUACCCUCCAAAUUACAAGAUCUCUAGGCAGCUCAUUCACAUGCAACCAUUUGCAAUGGAUCAGGAUAUUCCAGACUAUGAUAUGGACUCUGAAGAUGAAAAAUGGCUCAAUCAGCAGGCAAAGAAAAUGGACAUCAACCACAAUCAGUUCGAAGAGAUGAUGGACAGGUUAGAGAAAGGAAGUGGGCAACAGGUUGUCACAUUACACGAAGCUAAGACAUUACUAAAGGAAGAUGAUGAUCUCAUUAUUGCGGUCUAUGAUUACUGGCUCAACAAGCGGUUACGAACGCAAUGUCCACUAGUACCUCAGGUCAAAACAGAGAAACGCGAUGGCUCAAACACCAACAAUCCUUAUGUUGCCUUCAGGAGAAGAACAGAAAAGAUGCAGACAAGAAAAAACCGGAAAAAUGAUGAGGCUUCGUACGAGAAGAUGCUGAAGCUAAGGAGGGAUCUAAGUCGAGCAGUAACGUUGCUUGAAAUGGUGAAGAGGAGAGAGAAAACAAAACGAGAACACCUACAUCUAACGAUAGAAGUGUUCGAAAAGCGGUACCAAGUUGGAGAUUUCAGUGGCCAGAUCAUGGCAGAAGUCAUGGCAAUGAAGAACUCUCGGCCUAGCUAUAUAUCUGUAAAUAAUAGUCAUGUGUCAAGGCAGGAAGCUAGGAUAUCUAAACAUAGAGUGGAAGAUGGCAUUCCGAGGAAGAAGCGGGAGUAUACCAAACGGAGAAAUAAGGACGUUCCUAGUCUGUGCCACAACCAAGUCGGCUAUCCUCGUUCAGACCUGGAUCUAGCACUCUCAGACGUACCUUCCUCCGAAGACGAGGCUCUUUCUCCGGCCACAUCACCUUCGGACAACGAGGAUGAAAAUGACCCCGAUGGCCCAUUCGCCUUCAGGAGGAAGAAGUACUGCAACUACCACGCUCCACUUCUGGAGAGGCUGGGGAACUAUCCCUGGUGUGGUCCCGAGGAAGGCGGACCUGGGGACAGGAAGUACAGAUACUGCCUCACCACAAUUACAAUGCCACGGCCACAGUGUAUAGGAUUUGCGCGGCGAAGAAUAGGAAGGGGUGGAAGGAUCCUGCUGGACAGGGCAUGGACACCACUGGACGACUACUGGCCCGACCUAGAUGUUUCCCUAUCUCAGUCCAUGCCAAACGGACUUCCUCCUGGCAAUGAAUUCUUGGCGGAGAUCAAGAACGAAUGGUUACACUUCAGGCCCCAGCAAUGCACAGCCGAGUCCUGGACAUCUUCAACAGUGGCACCUCAGGAAGCAUCAAAUACACUACCUCCUCAGACACCUUCGCUUGCUGUCACGGGAACAGAUUUGGAGAGCUUCCAGAACCACCAGGAAGAGUUGUUUGAAAUGCAGCGGAAACAACUGGAAAGGUUAAAAGGAGCCGAGGAGUCUGGGAGUGGUGGCGGAGGGACACCGUCUGUGGACCGUGUGCCAACGCAGCCUGCUUCAAAUUUCACCUUGGACCCAGCAAGUGUUGAGUUUGCCGUCUCAGCUGUGCGAAGUACGACAGAGUUCUCUGGCAUCCUGAGUUCACUGACACCGCAUGCAGACACUUUCUCACAGCCUGGGAAUAUGGUGGCUAAUGGUCCCGAUGGAUUAUUGGGAGCAGUUCGAGGAAAUGACAUUGAGAGGGGCAGCUUGAAGGAGGUUAAGAUGGAGGCCCUGCCUGAGGUGGAGCCAUGCAUCCCGAUGGUGCCGUCCACUGACCUUGGAAGCAAACUCCCAUCUUCACUAGCGGACCUUCGCUUCCCCCUCUUGGAACAGAAUGGACAAGAAGCCAACAAGAACCGUCGUGACUUGGGCUUGCCAAGGGUGAAGCUGGAGCCAGUGACGGGGGACGCAGUAUUACCCGCAGACGUGACCUGAUGUCUUGAGCGCAAGCAUCCGCGACCUGACUAGUGUGUGCCUGGAAGGCACCUGUCCUCCUCAUCCUCCUCCGUAUCCCAGCCAAUCAAGGGCUCAGCAACACUACUGCUCAACCACUUCUUCUUGGAAGGGAGGAUGUUGCCCCGUGUUCCUCAGUACUGGACAAAAAGUAAAUCUGCCUUUGUUCCCACUGCCACCAUGGGAAGAGGCAGAGCAUACGCAAGGUUUUCGAGAUGAUGUCCCCAGUUCGGCUUGAGCGGAAAAACAAAACAAAAAAAAGCAUGGGGCACGAGAUACUAUAAAAAAAAAAUUGUACUAUUGGUGGGAGAAAGGUGCUCUGCGGUUGCCUUUCAGUUGAAGUGUCAAAGAAAACUAACCUUGUUGCACUGCUGGUGUGGUAGGGCACUAGCAAAAAUUCCUUUCAAGUCCUAUGGCAAAGGAAAGUACAGGUGUCUUUGUUUCCGGUGCUUCCCAUUGGCUGUGAUCAUACUGAUGCCUAAAAGAUGUCUCAAAAAAGAUGCCUUCUAGAUAUUUGGCCUGUAACAUUAUUAUCGUGGCUAGGAGGGGUUAUAUUUUGUUACCAGUAUAUUGCAGGAUGUUUUUUGCACCCGUAAGCGUUGGAAGUGAGGUGUUCCAAGUUUUUCGGGUGAGAGUGGCUUGCUGUGAGGACAUGGGGCUUAGUCCUGAAGUCGAAAUUCUCUGACAACUGCGUGGUGCACUUCGCUGUCGGUGCAUAAUGACGGCCUCUUUUGGCUUCGUUCUGUAGCUGUGAUAAUACCUCAAGGGGUGCCCCCUUCAUUCUGUUGUACAUGGUGUGCUUUAUUGUGUGUAUGUACAUUCAAUGGUGUUCUCUAGUUGAUGUGUGCAUGCAUGUGUGGAGGCUCUGAGCCAGAACAAAUUUCUCGGGUGUACAGAUGAAACAGUGUACAGAAAGAAUACAUCACAAUCAUCAUCAGAAUACGUGUGCAGAGCUUGCCUGUUUCUGUCUUUAGUGUUGUAAGUGACUUGGAAAAUCUUUUAGGGUGUACUAUACCAUUGAAUGGGGUAGCAGUGUGCUUGACGCUUUUGUGGUGUAUUGGCAUGGCUAUGCUGGAAGUAGUGCAAUACAGAAUAAUCUGGUAUGAAAAGUAUAGAAGUACGUUUUAAAAAAUGUCACGGAACUACUGAAGGUCAAUACAAACUUUGGUACUAUUGGACAGGCUCACAGGUAAUGGCACUCACAUUGUAGAAAAUAUAUAUUAAAAAUGUAUUAUUGGCCAUGCAUGGUACAGACUAAAUUUAGUUUUGGGAGGGGGGUGUAUUUGUGGGAUGCUCCUGGUAUUUAGAUGGCCAUUUUUAAUACUCUGGAGUGAAAUUUGUAAUUUAAAAUUCAUGUCAGUAGCUGUGGAAGUACAACUUUGGUGGCUGUGCACACUUCAUGAGCUGAUAUCCUAUUUGUAGUUAAGUGGGCAUAUGGCUGUAUAUGUGUACAUAAUCUGGCAACCAACAGAGCUGCGAGUAUGGAGCACUGUUUCACCAAGGUGCUGCGCCAGCAUUUUUUUUCCUUCGGAAUGUGCGUUUUGUACAUAUGUAUCUCUUGCACUGUUCAUUUGUGGUGGCUUGUGUGAAAAGACUUUUGUUAGGAAACUUGUCAUCUCUGUAUCAUAGUUUUGUAUUUACUUUAACGACAUUGCAAGGAAAGAUAUCAUUGUAAAUAGCACAGUAGCCCUCACGGGAUUAAAUAUGAUCUAACCAUUCAUUGAACAACA